CCUCCCUUCUCUUGAACCCUUUCUUCCUCCUCCCUCCUCCAGUUCCCCACAUCUCUCUCUCUCUCUUUCUCUCUCUAACCCCUCUCCUACCAUAGUACUACCAUCUCUCUCUUUCUCUCUCCUCAACUAGAAUUAGCAUUGCUGCUCUGCUCAUCUAUCUCCAAUCCCAAAACAUUUCUCAAUUCAGCUCAGAGAAUUCUCCUCCUCCUGUUGCUGCUCUGUGCCUCUGCUCUGCUCCUUGACUUCUUCUUGCCACACAGCAGUACAGCUACAGAAGCAGAGUCUUUUCAAUCCCUCAUCUUUUCCAAGGUGUUCUUGGAGUUGAACCUUUUUUGCCUUUGGAGAAUCCCCAAGGUUGCUGCUGAGCUUUGUGUUGCAGUUUGAAGUGAAGUUGGAACACCUUUCCCAAAAUUUUCAUUUUUUGGGGUGCCUUUUUCACCUUCUUGUCAAUCUUAUUACAAGGCAUCAGAAAGUUUCAGAGGAAAGGAAAUUUUUCCCAGUUGUUUUCAUUGCUUUUGGAGAGUUUGGCAGCCUUGAGAUUUUAGGGGUUUAGGCGUUUCUUGGACGAACACCUCGAGCUCUUCUCCAUUUGCAGCUUGCCAAGAAGCUGAUCGGCCAUUGCAAUGUCGUCUUCUUGCAUACCGACCGGCCUGAGGCUGGACCUGGACAUCGUGAAGGCGGCGACGUCGCCGGGCGCGCACUCGUCGCCGCUGCGGCCGGCGCACUCGUCGCCGUCGUCGACGCUGUCGGAGGCGUCGAACACGUCGUCGUCGUCGGCGACGUCGGUGUCGCUGAAGCGCGCCAGGGCGCCGCGGAAGCGGCCGAACCAGGCGUACAACGAGGCGGCGGCGCUGCUCGCGUCCAUCCACCCCUCCGUCUUCCCCGUCAAGAAGAGCCCCAAGACGGCGUCGCGGCCGCCGACGAGGCAGCUCUCCGGCUUGUCGGCGGUGUUCGACCCCUCCUCCGACCUCCUCCCGCCGCUCCCCGUCCUCGCCGACGCCGCAUUCCUCCUCCGCGACACGCCGCCGACGCCGCGGCAGAACUGCUCGUCGCCGGCGCCGGUGAGCAGCGCUUUCCGGGAGUUCCGCGACCCGGCGCCGCUGUCACCGGCGAGCCCCCACACCACCGACGAGCCCGGCGAGCUCGACUUCGACGACGACUGCUUCCUCGACGUCGACGAGGCCGCGGCCGACGGCGCGGCCGGGGGCAUCGACGGCAUCAUGGGCAGCCUCACCGUGGAGACCAACACAGCCGCCGCCACAACCUCCGACGACUCCAUCCUCUCCAGCUCCGGCAUACACCCUUACCUCAGGAGCCUCAUGGUGGUCGGCCUCGCCGGCCGGUUCGAGCUCGGCCUCGGCUCGCGCCACGGCGCGCGGCCAAACCUCAACCGCGCGCUCAAGCGGCGCGACGACGACGGCGCGUGGUGGAUGUGGCCGGCCGUGCCAGUGAAAGACAUCACCGUGGCGCCGCCGCCGCCGACGCCGACGCCGACGCCGCCACGGCCACAGGGGACAGCGUCGAACACCACGGCCGCAAUGCCAUCGCCACCAUCGGCGCCGGAGAAGAAGAAGAGCAAGAAGAAGAAGGUGGUGAAGGUGGAGAAGGUGAUGGCGAGGGAGAAGGAGGAGGAGGAGUCGCCGCCCGACGCGAGGUGCAAGGAGGAGGAAGCCGCCGAUGGAACAGUGGACGCCGGCAAUGGCGACGGCGCGCCGACGAUGGCGCCCAAGACCGGGUUGGGGCUGAAGCUCGACGCCGACGACGUGCUCAAGGCGUGGUCCGGCAAGGGGUCGAUGUUCGCCGACGGCGGCGCGCCGGAGUCGCCCAAGUCGGCCGCCGAAGUGCGGGCUAAACUUGCAGAUAUUGAUCUGUUCCCUGAGAAUGGAAAUGGUGCUGGUGGCAUCAGGGAAGCCAGCGUCAUGAGGUACAAGGAGAAGCGGCGCACCCGACUGUUCUCGAAGAAGAUCCGGUACCAGGUCCGGAAGGUGAACGCAGACUGCCGGCCUCGGAUGAAGGGAAGGUUUGUUAGGAGCCCAUCUCUUCUUCAACAAGUCCUGGAGGAAGAGAGCUAGACAGAGUGACAGACAGUGAUACUUGCUAGCCUUUUUUAUGAGCACCCUUUUUGGCCUUUUAGUUCCUCAUUAGCUAAGAGAUGUGAUGAGUGAGGUUUUAUUUUUUGGCUUUGUUUGGAGUUUUGCUUUGGAGGAAGAUAGAGAAGCCUUUAGAAUGAGUUGUGAUGGAGGAUCACAUAGUUUGUCUCAGGUUUACAAUGUGCGGUAAAAAAAAGGAAGGAAAUAAAGUGAUGUUAGAAUAUACAGUUUUUUAAUCCA
Messenger RNA from Oryza sativa Japonica Group (Japanese rice), 2330 nucleotides. The record is from RefSeq and is a predicted model, not a curated record. NCBI's taxonomy places the organism in Eukaryota, Viridiplantae, Streptophyta, Magnoliopsida, Poales, Poaceae.